AUCAAAGGAGCCCUCGGUUUCCACAGAAGACGGGGGGCAAAUUGGGCGGCGAAGACGACACAGCAGCAGCUCCGCCGCUGGGCACGUGAAUUUUGGAGCCCAUCACCGCCCGCGACAUCUUCUCCACACUUCUCUCCGCCAUCUUCCUCUUCUCCUUUCUCUCUCUCUCUGCCCUGGAAAAAAAGCAAUCAAGAACCCAUCCAUUCCCGCUGUUUUCUGCAGAAUAAUACACACGGCACAGAGCAGCAGCCAGCGAGUGAGCCUGCGCACUUCGGUCCUGUUCGUCUUGCUGCACAAGGAUCCCAUCCAUUCCCGCUGUUUUCUGCAGAAAAAUUCCUGCCUCUGUUCGUAGGCUCGCCCCUUUUCUUGGUUUUGUUGGUUGCCGGGAGGAGAAGGAAUCAAGCCCACUUCAGUCUAAGCCUCUAACCUACAGUUGUUAGCUCAAUGGCUGGGGCCAGCAACAGGCGUGGAGCAGUGAUGGAGGAUUGGAUGCUCUCCACACCCAGCCCAAGAACACUCAUGUUGAGCCUGUUCAACGAUGAUUUCAGCUCCGGUCCCUUCUCCGAUGUUUCCAGUGACAGUGGCAGCAACAAACCUCAUGAUGGAAUGGAGAGGAGCAAAGCUUCUGUCGGUUCGAGCCCGGGAGAAAGUUCUCAAGUUACAAAAACCUCUCUCCAUUUUGAACCAAACCUGUUUGAUGCUAAUGAGAAAUCAAGCCCAGAUAGUGGCAGUCCAGCAGAAAGGAACGGUUUCUGUGCACUCAAGAUCGACACUUCCCGUGUUGGUUUUUCCGCGUCGAUUCGGUCUCCUAUCAUAAUUCCACCCGGUGUGAGUCCAAGGGAACUUCUUGAGUCGCCGGUUUUUCUUCCCAACGCAAUCGCACAACCUUCUCCUACGACCGGUAAAUUGCCAUUUCUGAUGCGUACUAAUGCUAAUACAACAAUACCAUCGGUCCAUAAGAAGGCUCAAGAGCUGUCACAUGAUGAUCAUACAAUCUCCUUCCAGCAAAUUUUGAGGUCUAAACCAACUUUUUCAUUUGUUGACAAGGGUCCCAGUGUUACUCAUCACAACCAGCCCUUAGCAAGCGAGAACAAUCACCGUAUCCCUGACAACGAACAAGAAGAUAGCAAGGCAAACAGAAACGGAGACGAUUCUCCAGCAACGAUCAUUGUCCGUGCCGAGGAUGGAUAUAAUUGGAGGAAAUAUGGGAAGAAGCAAGUGAAGAACAGUGAACAUCCAACAAGCUACUACAAAUGCAGUCACCAAAAUUGCCCCGUCAAGAAAAAGGUGGAGCGUUGUCAAGAUGGCGAUAUAACAGAGAUAGUCUACAAAGGUUCUCACAAUCACCCUUUACUGCCCCCCGACAGACGGCCAAGCGUCCCCUUCUCACACUCCAACGAUCUGCAAGCCGAUGGCGAAGAGAAUGCUUUGGAUGACCACUUCCAACAUGCACAUGGUGAAGUUCCUGCGACAAACUUGUCUGCUUCUCUUAACAGAGAAGGAUUUGCAGACAGAUCAGCUACCCGAGAAGCUAUUGAUGUCUCGCCGCCGACACUCUCCGGUGAGGACAAUAACAGGGAAGCACAUGGUACUGUAUCUUCGGGCAUUGACAGGGACCAAGAUGUGACUGAGUCGAAGAGAAUGAUGAUGGAUUAUGUCACUCCAGCCACCGCCAUCGGUACUAUAGACAUAGGGGCUCUGGCGUCGAGAGCUGUCCGAGAGGCCCGCGUCAUCGUGCAGACCACAAGCGAGGUCGACGUGCUUGACGACGGUUACUGCUGGCGCAAGUACGGGCAGAAAGUUGUCAAAGGCAACCCAAAUCCAAGGAGCUACUACAAAUGCACGCACCCGAGCUGCCCGGUGCGCAAGCACGUCGAGAGGGCGUCGAAUGACCUGAAAUCGGUCAUCACAACGUACGAGGGCAAGCACACCCAUGAGGUUCCAGCUGACAGAAACAAUGGCUACCCAAGCUCAGGUCAUGGUGAUGUUGCGCCACUGCCACAAGCUAAUGGCCUCCACUGGAGGUCAGGACCAGCACAAGGAGGUAUCAUCCCUCAGUACAGUGGCGCUGCUGCUUAUGGCUCACUUGCGCAGCUCGGUGUAGCAGGCGGCUUCCCCUUUGGAAUGCUGCCCCGCGGCCUGGCGCUUGUUCCGGUGCCGGCGCAGAUGAUGGCUGGCCAUCCAUCGGCUAUGCAGGGGAACCCAAGGCUUGUGCUGCAAGCAAGGGAGGUGAAGGGGAAUCCGGCAGCACGGCCAGCAGACCAGAGUGGAACUGGUCCGGCAGCUUACCAGCAGCUGAUGAGCAGGUUGUCUCAGGGUCCUAACAUGUAAAUAUUCAGGUCUCUUGUAAGAUAAGACAUGCAUUAUCUUAUGCUUUUGUAUGUGAAAACAAUUUUGGUGA
Messenger RNA from Triticum urartu, 2401 nucleotides. RefSeq names its product putative WRKY transcription factor 34. The record is from RefSeq and is a predicted model, not a curated record. Lineage: Eukaryota; Viridiplantae; Streptophyta; Magnoliopsida; Poales; Poaceae. Gene Ontology annotation, molecular function: DNA-binding transcription factor activity; sequence-specific DNA binding. Gene Ontology annotation, biological process: regulation of DNA-templated transcription.